UCUCUCUCUCUCUCUCUUUCUCUGUCGCUCUCUGACACACCCAAAACGCAACUCAUUUGCGUCUGCUUAGACUAAAUUAGGGAUAGGCCACCACUCAUCUUCGCACAUCAGACAAGAUAUUUAGGUAGAAAAGAGCUGCACAGUUUAGCUCUGUCUGCACCUUGUAUUUCUUCUAGAACACUUUAAAUUCCUCAGGAAGAAGCCACAGAAUCUGCAGACUUUCCUUCAUGGCUCCAAACGGAGGAACGUUUUUCGUUAUUCUCAUAAUGGCUGGCGUAGCCUUUGCUAAGCCUCCAGAUGUGAUGCCUGUGGAUAAAGCCACAUUCAAGGACAUCACCAAACAGCUGAUGAAAAAAUGCCACAAUCAGGGAUACCCGGUGUCCAAGAUGACGCUGCUGAAAGCUAUCUUCAAUAGCAGUGACCUGCCUGCAGGAGACAGAAGUGCCGACCAGUACAACCCUGUGCUGUCGACGUUUCUUCGAGUCCUGGACGAAGUCACCGCUGAAUCAGGCAGAGACUUGGUUAUUCAACAGGCCAUGGAUGUCCCAGAAAAAAUGAUGUGGAACUGCAGCACUCUCCCAGCCAUGAUCAAGAUGAUGAGCAACUCCUCUGAUCCAUCUGCAUGUUACAUGAAGGCCCUAGUGGCUCCUCUGUCCUGGUCGGCACUGACCACACGGAGUGAGGACUCGGACAUUGACUCCAACGACUACGACACACUGCUGUCGGCUGCCAAACCUGUGCUGCAAGAUAUACCCCACGCAAGAAUGGAGCUCCCCCCAAAAGUAGGGGCCAAAAACAUGAAAAAGAUGAUGAACAUGCUUGGGGAUGUAUAUGAGCCCAUGACUGAUGAUCAAAGGUCUCGGGUGCUAAACUGGGCAAAAGAGUGGAUCACCCAAAACCACUUCAACUGCACCAUGAUGCCUCCAAAUGGGGCAAAAUCAGCCCUGAAGGACAGCUGCAAGCCCUCCCUGAAAUGGCUGGAUAUGGACGCACUCAGCAUGAUGGGCCCGUAUCUCACCCUUUUAUCCCCAGCUGAUGUUGAUUCUUCUCCCAAAGAAAAUCUGUGCGACUUCUUCAGCUCAGCUCAGUUCAGCAGCAGCAUGACCAGGGCGACCAGGAUGAAGCCCAGCCUUGGCAAGAAGUUUCUGCAAAGAAUCCAGCAGUGCCUUCCAGAAAAUGAGUUCCAGCAGCAUGUGGAUAAACUGGGCCCACUGGCAUGUUAUUACGAUGCUCCAGACUUGACUCCUGACCUCAGCAAGAAUCUCCUCUCUCAGCUCAAAGACUGUGACAACCCCAUGAUGUCAAAGCUGAAGAAGCGUCUGGUCAACAGCGUGAUGUCAAACCCCAACAACACCGGAGCUCUGCGCGACCUGGGCCGCAGCGUUAAUUUGCUCUCUCCCAAACAACUGUGGGAAAUCCCGGCAAAAAAUCUGAAAGAUGCUCUCAAAAGUCUUGGCCCCAACAUCAAAUGGACGCGGAGCCAGCUCCGCACUCUAGUCCGGAAACAGCUGGGCGAUAAGAAGUGCGCCGAGGUGUCAGGCGGUGAGCUGAUGGCGCUCCAGUCGCUUGCAGCAGGUUUGCCGAGCUGUGUGCUCAAGAACGUUAAAGCCCAGGAAAUCCUGAAUGACACAGAAGCCUUGAGGAGCGUCUCCAAGGAGAUGAGGAAGGGCCAAUUGAAGACCAUGCUGCAGGGGCUGCUCAGGAAGCUGUCUCCCUCGGAGCUGGUGCAGAAGUUGCCCGGCCCUUUGCUUCGCAAAGUUUCUCUCAACAGUUUAGACAAAGCAAACAUCACCUCUUUGGAGAAGGUGGAGAAUAAAACCUGGAGACUUUCUCAGGCAGCUUACCUGGCGAAGAAGAUGCAGGACCUGAAGCAGCUUCAGUUCAGGAGGCUGCACUCGGUCCUUCAGGGGAUAACGUGUAAGAUGAUUGAUGGAGUUGCUGACCGCAGCACACUGGACAUGGCUCAGGCCAUAGCACAGACUCCACAGUGGCUCUCAAAAGUCCAGGCUAUGUGUGCUGCCAAAAAGCUCUUUAUGACUUUGGAGAAAGAGCGAAGUGACUUCUUCCAAAACAUCACUGAGCAAGAACUGGAUAUGAUUCCCACUCUGUUACUACUUCACCUCCCGCCCUUGAAGGUGAGGGAUUUGCCUGACUCCGUGUGUCCGGCCUUCAUUUACAAAAUGGAAACAGCCAACCUGAGCGUGUUGCCUCCUCGUUCCCCGUCCCGCCCUGCACUCGCCCAGAGAGCCCUGCUUUGCCUUGCAAAGGGGAAGGAUUUAUCAGAGCUGACUGCUGCUGACGUGUUGAGGCUUGGACCGCUCUUGUGCGAGAUGGCGCCCUCCAAACUGCGCCUCAUGGCCCCUGAUGUAAUGAGGGUCAGUGUUAAGGCCAUGGUUUCCUGCCAGCACAUUCCCCAGCGCCACAGGAUGGACCUGAUGCAGCUGGUCAACAGCACAUUUGGGAGUCCUUCUGAUUGGUCACCUGAAACUAUGGAAUCACUGGGUCCCCUCCUUCUGUUGGACGAGAGGACCAUAUCUGACCUACCCAAUAAACCUUGGAUGAAGGAUGCUCUUGUUUUCAUGAAGUCCCAGCUGAACAAAACCUCAGACGCUCUGAAAAGGAAAAUCUUUUCCCUCACCACCAGCGCAGCAUCGAACGCAGCGCGCAAAAAGAGAGCAGCCCCCAGUGACAUCAAAGGACCCACCGAGUCAUUGAUUGAGGAGCUGGGAAUGAACAACGUCUACUGGACACCCUCAGAGCUGGACAUGAUGUCAAACAGCACUUUCCUGGCUACUGUGGAAAUUCUUGGAACGAUUUCUGGCUACAGUGCAGAACAGCUGGAUGUCCUGAGUAAAAAAGCAGUUCAGGCCUUCGGCCCCGUGUCACAGAUGACUGAGGACGUGGUCUUGCAGCUGGCAUGCAUAACUCAGGGUUUCAACAACUCCGACCUGGAGAAGCUCCCCAUACCUCUGGACAACGCGGAGGACAUUGCCCAAUGCGGCUGGAGAGAUUCUCAGAUGGAGCCGAUGUGGAAGGCUGUUGCUAAAUAUAACAACCUGACGGCUGAGCAGCUGGGGGCGGCAGAGAUGGUAACGCUGAACCGUUUCAUCUGUGGUCUGAAGCCCGACGAGAUCAGGAAGCUUAACAUGGACGCCUUCAGGGAGGCUGUGGGGUCCAUGGAUGGAGUUCAGUGCUCCCUCGCGGUUGAGCGGGAGCUCAGGAAUCUCGCUGUGGCUGCGUUUGGAAAGCCCAGCUCCUGGAGCGAAGCGCGGGUGUCUGACCUGGGACGCAUCAUCGCGGCCUUAAAUGCAACUGACAUGGCCUCCCUGGACCCGUCUACCUUCUCUUUUUUUAGCAGAGGUUGCAUCCCAUACAUUCCUUCCGACAACUUUGCUGCACUCUCCCCGGCUCAGUUGGAGGCUCUGGGGCCCGACAAUGCCGCCAUGGUAACCAGUGAUCAGAAAGCUGUGAUGAGUGAUGAUCAACUGGCCGCCCUGGAAAAGGCUUCAACAGAUCCUCCUUCCCCAACACAAAGCACAGAGUCAGGGGCUCCUGUGCUGAGCGUGGAGGGGAUCUGUGCCUUCAUGAAGCCGCUUCUGUUUCUCCUCCUUGGUCUGCUGCUGCUGUGAUCAGAGGCGUCCCGUCCAGCAGCUAAACUAGACACAGCCUCGGCUAACCAAGCACACAGAGCCUCAGCUGCUGAGAUAUAAUCCUCAUAGAGCACUUUAAAAGCAUGUAAUCCUUCCACACUUGUCCCCUUUUAAGGUAAAGAUUCAGCUAGGAUUCCUUGUCUAGAUUAAACCAGUGUGACUUAAAUACAAAGUGACAUGUAAGGGUUCCCUGGUCUCCUACAUAUUCUAUCCAUUCUAUAUAUUUGAAAAAAGUAUAUUUUAAAAUAAUAAAAGGAAACUUUUAAUGUUAGAUUCUUUAAUGUCCUGUGAAGCUAUACAGUUUGUACUUUCAUUUCAAAGGCUGAUUAAAAGAUUAGAAACCUGAAUUUAUCAUUUUUUAAAAUAUAUUUAUAGACGAAGACAUGACUUAGACAGUUCUUAUUUUUGCUCAUUAGUGAUUACUUUAUCACAUAAAGAGUGUAAGUAGAAAUUAACAGAAAAUGAGGUGAAAAUGAAAAUGAAAAUGAAAUGAGGUUCAUCUACAGAAACAGUAAUGUUGGCUAAUGAUGGUUGGAGAAAUUCCUGAGAACUGUCGGCAUAAAACAAAAGCUGAAAAAAAAAAUCGCAUUUUUGAAAAAGGCCAAAAUGCAUGAAGGCACCUUCACAAAACAGUUUUUUUUUUUUUUUUUAAAGUUGCCCCUGAUCUGGAGGUUUUUCUGUGCAUCCAUGUCACAAACUGAUCUGUGCUGACAGCCACAGCAGCCUGUGGCAGCCCCUUUUUAGUCACAUAGCAUUAUUUAAAUGUUUCAUAGUGUCAGAGACUGAAGAAAUGCAAAGUGAAAAUAAGAUAUCCACUGUCUGUUCACAGAGAGAUUCAGAGGAAUAUUUUCCUACGUAAAAAUAGAAUAAAAAUGUUUUACUUCCAUCUCUUGUUUCAUGAGAGGGAAUAGGUCAGCUAACCUGAUGCAAAUGCAGCACGCUCCAUUUAAAAAUAGUUGCAUGUUAUCAUCAUUGUUUUCUUUUUUCAUUGAUUGUGAAAGGUUAAUCCAAAAUAAAUGCAGUGAUACCACAUGCCUUUUCAUUUUCCAAAGCCUGAAAUUUCUACCCUGAAUCCAUGUUUCCAGAAGGUUCCACGUCCAUGCUUAGUUCUUAAGAGAUAGAAGUGGGCACAGACCUUAAACAUCUAUUAAGGGCAGAAAGGGAAGUUAUCAAACCAAUGGAUAACAUCAGGCUUUGGAAAAUGGUUCUCAAUAAAUUAAAACAAAUGCACACUCAUAAUAUAUCUUAAACCACUUCAAAACUACAUCUCAGUGACUCCGGACACACACACACACACAGGAACGAAAACCUUCUCAGUAGCACGAAAGUACAGAAAUGAAAAGAAAUGGACCUCAUCGCCGUUGCCAAACAAUCGCGACCAAAACAGGCUCCUCUACAGCCACAUCAUAACGUCAGUCAAACUGAGCAUCCUCUGAGCAUCCUCUGAGCCGAUGACUGAACGAGCAGUGAUGCUGGCGGGAGAAUCACUGGGUUUUUCUUAGCAUCCGUCUUUAGAUUGCUGUGGUAGUCUUUGGUAAAGUCUGUGCACAACUCAUGAAUGAAGGAAUUCCAACAACGAAAAAGGCACUUUCAGAUAUUUUCUUGCCGACUGAUGACGCUUUUCUGUGUUUUUACCGCCUUAAG
This is a messenger RNA of Menidia menidia (Atlantic silverside), 5294 nucleotides long. NCBI's taxonomy places the organism in Eukaryota, Metazoa, Chordata, Actinopteri, Atheriniformes, Atherinopsidae. The record is from the annotation of a GenBank genome assembly.